Molecule: messenger RNA, 15599 nt
Organism: Monodelphis domestica (gray short-tailed opossum)
Lineage: Eukaryota; Metazoa; Chordata; Mammalia; Didelphimorphia; Didelphidae
Gene: EXD2
Product: exonuclease 3'-5' domain containing 2
Biological process (GO): nucleobase-containing compound metabolic process
Cellular component (GO): nucleus; cytoplasm
Molecular function (GO): 3'-5' exonuclease activity; nucleic acid binding
Source: RefSeq, a predicted model, not a curated record
CCUGUACUCAAGACAAACAGAUGGGAUUACAGCGCAGGCGUACGUUGCCGUACAAUAUGGCGGCUUCCACACGCGCGGAAGAUCCGCCAUAAGUCCCUCCUCCGCAGCCCCUCGUCUCUUCAGAAGCAGGUCAGCGGAAGUGUUUCCAGCCGGGGGGAGGCACGCGGAGACAGUGGUUCCAGCUGUCCCGCCACAAGUCAGCCUGACGUCUCUGCUGGCACCCUACCGUUUGGUGUAUUUAACCGAAUCUUCUGUUGAGUUGAGUGUCAGAAGAUAGGAAGAUGUCCAAACCCAGUACAUUUGCCAUAAUGUUGACCACCCUUUUUGGUGCAGCUGUGGGAAGCUUAUUCAUAUGGAAAGCCUACCAGCGCUGGAGGGGCAUCAUCUCAGGAGUGGAGGAGGAGGAGGAGGAGGUGGAGGUGGAAGAAGACAAAAAUAAAGAAUUGGCUCCAACAAAACUACGGCCACCACCGUUAUCAUUCUUGGUUGUUCCCAAAGUCUCACAAGUGGAAAGGAUCCUCAGAGAGAGUGUGGUGAUUGUGUCUGAGAGGGAAGAAUGGGAGAGAGUUGAAUCUUUUCUCUGGGAGGAGUUGGAACAAUGUCCAGUCCUUGGAAUUGACUGUGAAUGGGUAAAUGUGAAAGGCAAAGCAAGACCUGUUUCACUCCUACAAAUGGCUUCCCCUACUGGUUAUUGCAUUUUAAUUCGUCUUCCUAAGCUGAUCUCUGGUGAAGCAGGUUUUCCCCAAACCCUGGUGGAUCUUUUAGAAGACAGCAGAAUCUUAAAGGUUGGGGUUGGGUGUUGGGAAGAUGCCAGCAAGUUACUUCGGGAAUAUGAUCUCACAGUGAGAGGAUGUCUGGACCUCCGAAAUCUAGCCAUGAGACAGAGGAGAGAUUUGCUUCCAAAUGGGCUUAGCCUGAAGUUCCUUGCUGAAACCAUACUCAGCUUUCCUCUGGACAAAUCGCCUCUUCUUCGUUCCAGCAAUUGGGAUGCUGAAGAUCUCACUAAGGAACAGGUUGCUUAUGCUGCUAGGGAUGCUCAGAUUUCGGUGGCUCUCUUUCUUCAUCUUCUUGAAUAUCCUUUAUCCAUGAAUUCAACCCAGAAUGGAGAUAACGAAACCACUUGGGAAAAAAUAUUGAUGAAGUGCCAGGAUCUUGUAGAUAUUCCUUUCCAUGGUAAAGGGAACAGCAGCAACACGAGAGAAGAAAAUUCCGGGAAAAUGGAGGGCUCACAGAAAACAAGAAACCUGAAAUCUAGACCUGGCGUGAUGUCUUCAGAUGAUCAGCAAGGAAGGGAUCCCAGAAAACAGAAAUCGAAGCCCCUCGGCAAGGGCUAUUCUGCUCGGAAAUCUCCACUCUAUGAUAACUGCUUCUUACAUGCUCCUGAUGGACAGCCUCUAUGCACUUGUGAUAGAAGGAAAGCUCAGUGGUAUAUAGACAAAGGCAUUGGAGAACUAGUGAGUGAAGAUCCUUUUGUGGUCAAGUUGCAGUUUGAGCCAUCUGGACGGCCAGAAUCCCCAAAGGAUUAUUAUCUGAUGAUUAAAGACAACCUCUGUGUAGUAUGUGGCAAGAGAGAAUCCUACAUCCGGAAGAAUGUAGUUCCCCACGAGUACCGGAAACACUUCCCCAUUGAGAUGAAAGACCAUAACUCCCAUGAUGUGUUGCUCCUUUGUACCUCCUGCCAUGCCAUUUCGAAUUACUAUAACAACAACUUGAAGCAACAUCUGGCUGAAGAAUGUGAAGCCCCUAUUGGCUCCGAGGAGGGACUCCGCUUGCUGGAAGAUCCCAUCCGUCGUCAAGUGCGCUCUGGGGCUAGGGCCCUGCUCAAUGCUAAGUCCUUGCCUGCUUCCCGAAAAGAAGAACUCCUACAGGCAAUCAAGGAAUUUUUUAACACAGACACUAUCACAGACCAGAUGCUUCAGGAAGCAGCAAAUUUGGAAACAAGAAUUAAUAAUGAGAACUAUAUUCCCCAUGGACUGAAGGUGGUACAGUACUAUGCAAAAGGGGGAUUGCGCUCCCUCAUGAAGUUGGAGAGUCUCUGGCGCCAACACUUCUUGGACUCCAUGAAACCCAAGCAUCUGCCAGAGCAAUGGUCAGUCAACCAUAAUCAUGAAAAUCUGCUCCGAAAAUUUGGGGAUAACUUGCUAGUGGAACUAGCUGGUUAGCUUCUCUCCUGGAAGAUGAAGAAUGAGGGAAUUGGGGAGGAAGGUGCUGUAAUUAAUAAUUAAAAAUAAUAAUAAUAUUUCUUGCUACCCAGAGAUAUAUAAUUUAUAAAGUUUAUUAUGAAGGGUAGACAAUCAUUCCUAAGCAACCUGACCACCUGAUAGCUUAACUGGCCCAUGUCUUUCUACUCCCCCUCACCUCCUGGUAUUCUUGUUUGUUUCCCCCUUUCUUUCGUUGGUAUCCCUGGUUCUGCCCCAAACCUUAACUUUUAUUGACGUACAGAACGCAAGCUGAUGCAAACCUGGCACAAUUGUGGUAUGUCAGAAAUGUUUGAUGGACAUGUAAAGUUACUCAGGAAGGGGGAAGGGAUGAGCUUCUUUGACACAAGCCUCCCUGUGAUCCUUUGGGAGACCCGUCUCCCCAAUGGAUCAUUUAAAUAUAACUAUCUUGUAACUCUGAAUACUUUCCAGGUAAAAGUACAUACAGUAUUGCAUUUUUCUAAGAGGGAGUUACAAUAGUUAGAGAUGGGAGUCAAAUACAAAAACUGAUUGAUAUACGCAUUGACACAAUGCAAAUUAGGGGGAAGUCCCCUUUGGCAUAAGAGUACAUUCAGAAUAAGUAUAUUCAACCCCCUUCAAUUCAGUUCAUUAUAUUCUAAAGUUCAUUCUGGAUCUUUUGAUGUGAUGUGUGGCUUCUUCAGGCAUCUUUACAGCAUCUUCUCCAAAAGAAUCCACUUUCUUGAUUUUCAGUGUUGGCAAGUUUCUUUUCCUGAAAUUUCUCCAAAAAAUUUUAAACCUUGCAUUUUAGGAUAAUUAUACAAUCCCCCCUGAGGAGGGUGUUGACCAACAUCAGAAUCACACUGGGAUACAUGACCGAGUUAUGAGGUAUAUGAAAUAAUUGUCAAAAGAAAAAACAAAACAAAACAAACCACCCCCCAAAAAUCCCAAAUAAAAAGUAAAAAUUAAUGAAAUUCUGUAUAAAUAUAAUACAGAAAUGAUAAAAAAUAAAAUCAAAAUCUCAUGUGUCUAAGAUUCUGAGUAAAAAAUAAUAAACCUGCAGUAGGUUCUUGAAUCACAGCAAGGAUCAAUUAAAGUGACUAAUGUAAUUAAAGUGACAUGUCUCACAAGCCCAAAGGACAAUAGCUGCAAUACAGAACUUUACCCAUUUGCAGCCAGAACUACUGAAAAUUGCCAAACUAUAUGAGAGGAAGGACUAAAUUUCAGCAGCAAAUGGGAAAAUUCAUUCCCUGGUCUAAUUGUACCAUCACUGUCAGAGAUAGGGGGAGCCAGGAUGAUAGCCAACCUGAGGCACUUGACUCAAAGUAUUACACAUAUAGUGUGGUUCAGGGAAGUCCUGUGUCUUAACAUAUGUCAAGCGCCACAACCUCAAUUCUCACACUAGGUUCAAGUCCUUUUGUAUUGGCAUAGAAGUUCAACAAUCCUCCCUGGAUUGAAUUUGGUAUAGAGGUAUAGAGGGAGGAGGGUAGGCAAAAGAAAGAUAGCUGCCUGAUCUAUUAGUUGUCAAGUACUCAUCAAAUAUAUCCCCUCCAAUAUUAUCUAUUAAAAUUUGGCACCUCAGACUGAACUUUACAAUCCUAAAAAUAACAACAUGUUCAAGCAAGUGCUCUGUGGGGUAGUUGUGUUGGCAGCCAUUAUGGCUUAUUGGAUUUAUAACAUCCUAUACAGUAAAAUGACCACCAUGAUUGUAGAUUUGGUGGAAUACCUUGGCAAUACCACGAUGUUCUUAUUAAAGUUGCCAUUCCAAAAAGAAACUGUCCUCUGGCAGAUUAUGACUCAGGUUUAUAUCAUCUCCAUGGCUGCUAUAUGGACACUGACUUAUCUGAAGAACAUCUAUAGAUUUCUGAUCCCCAAAAGGUGGCACAGAUAAUGGUGGUGGAUACUGACUUGGAAAAUGUUAUUAAGAACAUGUUUGAAGAAUUUAUCAAGGCAAAAGGGCUAGACCAGAUCAAGGACAAGGGAAAUGGCCAGACAGAUAGUGCACCCAAAGACAAAGACAGAAAGGCAAAGAAAGCAAAGGCUAAUGCACAGGAAAAUGACAGUGACAAGGACACUUAAGUCAACUAGUGAACCUGAAAAAAUUUUUCCACUAAAAGAUGUUACCAAGUUAUCAAGUACAGCUGGUGUGUUACAUUCAAAGGUGCAUAGACAGUUUACAACCCAGGAGCUUGAUUCCCUGAAGAAAUGGGUUCCAAAAUUUAUCGAUCAACCCUAUAAGACUCAGAAAGAAAUCAAACGUGCAUUCUGAAAAAAAUUUUUUUAAACCCUUACCUUCCAUCUUGGAGUCAAUACUAUGUAUUGGCUCCAAGGCAGAAGAGUGAUAAGGGCUAGGCAAUGGGGGUUAAGUGACUUUUCCAGGGUCACACAGCUGGGAAGUGUCUGAGGGCUUUCUGAAUUUUUGAUCUAGAUUUCCCAGAUGUGGAAUUUCUCGUCUGAAUUGUUUAGCCCCCAUGAGCAUCAUCAAUUCAUUGAAAAGACUAGGUCAGAAAACCUGACUAGUUGGCCCACAGAGGAGCAAAGGAAGACCUUGAUUUUGCUACUCCCACAAGCAUGACCUACUUAAGGAAAUGUAGGGAAGACUUGCUCCAAGCUGUUAAGCUCUGUUGCUCAAAGCCUAAUGCAUGGGCAAGAUUUGACAAACUAAUGCAAAAUAAAGGGGAACAUCCAGCUUCAUUUAUAGAUUGUCUUUCUGAAAUGGCUGAAUCAAUUAUGGGUUUAGAGGCAAAUACUGAUUAGUCUAUAAAUCAUGUGAGGAGACAGUUUUUGAAAGGGUGCACACCUCACUUAGAGAUUUUUCAAACAUUACUUUCCAAAGUAUGAUACUGUGAGUCUGAUCAAAUUACAUGAAACCGUGACUUACCUCCAUGAAAAUUAUUCAGAGCAAAAUAAACAAAUGCAGGAUUUAAAGGAAAAAUUAGAGGUAAUAGAGAAACAUUUAAGAGACAAGGAGAUUGAGGAAAUUAAGAAGCUGAUUACUGUUAGGACAUACACAAAACCUAUUUAUAAACAAAAAACAGUGCAGAGAGAAAAUAGACAAUGCUUUUUCUGCCAUAAGAAAGGACACCUGAUCAAACACUGUUUUCUGAAAAAGAAAUAUGAUGUAAAUAACAAUAAAGGCACACUAGCAAGACACAGAAAGCAAAAUUCCACUUGCUGUUCUCAUUGUAAACUAAAAUCCACACACAGGCAACUGAUUUACAGAAAAUGCAACAGGCUCUUAAAUCAGGAGCUAAACCAAAAUAUUCUGACAUGGUUAGGAGAGAAUUAUGAAGCCAGGCCUAUAAUGUAUGUAGUUUGGUACAUGGAGACAGAAGAAAUGGUUUGAGAGACACUGAUGUCAAACUUAGGGAAAAAAAGAUAAGAAAUAGUGAAAAUUUAGUGCAAGAAAUAGAAUUUGUGAGUGAUAGCAAAUGCAAUAAAUCAAGAGAUGGGCCGAGAAGUAAAAUAGCUAGAUGCAGAAGUUAAAGACAUCAUGUCUCAAAUAGCAACAGAGAUAAGAGAUUUAGAGAAAGGCUGUAUAGUAACCACACAUGAAAAAAGUACAAAUCAAGUCAAAACAUUCUUGGAGAACUUUUUUCAGUGCAGACUGGGCACAGGGAUUGAAUUGUAUAAAAGGAAAAGACAGACAAAGUCACAAAAACUCAAGCAGGAGUUAGUGAAAGAUACAGAGAAACAAAAUUUCAAUUCCCUAUAGGUUACUGUUACUAAAGAUGUAAAUACUUUGAAAUCAUUCACAGAUUUGUAUAAUGAUAUCCCACCAAACUCAGUUAAUUCUUCAAAUAGUUAUAUGGCACAGGCCCCCUUAGAAAAUACAUCUAUUCUGAAUCCUGAAGCUAAAACUUUCCAUCCAGCAAUGACUGAUUUAGAGAAUAUAAAGUUUGCUGAAAAUGAAGCCGACAUUACAUUUGAAAACAAUAAUCAUAUUCAAAGUAAUGGAAGUGACAUGACAGUUGAAUUUGAAAAGAGGAAUGGAAUGGAAGUCUUAGUAACUGAAAGAACAACCAAGGAUUCAAAUGGCAGACUUGAAGGCAACAUUCCAAGUGGCAUAGGGGAGUUUGGCCAGAUAAACUUAUAUGAGAAUAUAGUACCAUCAACCUCGAAUGUAGACUUCAUAUGAAAUGAGUCAGGUCAAGGAGAGUUAACUGAUCCAAAUAUACAGCUGGCAGAGGGUAGCAAAGAAAUGAUAGACACCUUAGCUACACAACCAGAAACCUAUGUAUGUAGUAUUGUGGGAAAGAAUGAAGGCACACAUCCUAAUGAUGCAGGGGAACAUGCAGAUGUACUACACUUAUUCCCAGAACAACACAACAUAGAGGGAAAGAUUUCUAUCUCUACACAGUCAAAAGAGAAGGGAAAUGAACAAAACCUUCUGACUGAUGAUAGAGUAAAACCUAUGAAUGUUAGUAACAGCAUCGCAUAUCUGCAAGAAGAAAUUAACCCCAUACCAUAAAGUUUACCAACUCAAAAAUUUAAAGCUUAUCAAUAAGAAACAACCAGAAACUGAUUUGGAAAAUAUAAAAGCUGGUGACAUAGGUUUAGAUCAACACACAAAGCCAGAGUUAACAACAUCUGACACAAGUUUACAGGACACUGAACAAUAUCCAAUGUAUAACAUAAGGAUUGCAGAAUUCAGUGAGUCAGAAUCAGUUACAGAGUCAGAAGAAAUACCAGAUGGUGUAAUAAUAAUGGACCAAAACAAUUUAGAACAGAUGCCUUACCAAUUUUAUAAACUUUAUGAAGAGGUAGAUGAAGAAGGGGAUGUGUGGGAUACAAGUGAGAAAAUUGAAUUUCCGAAACCAGUACAAUCAAAAUCUUACCAGUAUGAUGAUGAUGAUGAUGAUAUGUUCUUUGGGCACAGAACACGUUGUAUACCAUUAGAAGAACUUUAUGCAAGAUUAGGGGUUGAUAAUGAAGAUGACUUUAUAGUGUAAAGGGUAAAUUUAGGGUUGAGACUGAAUGUAAAAAUUAUUGGUUGCCAGGGAUUUAAUUUCUUAAAUCCCAAAUGAAGCACUCAAGUCAGAAUGGAAUUUUAUGGUGAUUUAAUUACAAUAGGAGGAAGAAAUUAAGAAAGAGAGAGAGAGGAAAAAGUUAAUUUAAAGUGCUCUGGCUCAGGCUGAUCCAGGCAGGAGUUCAAGGCAUUGGCCAAGGGAGCCUCCCCUGAGAGCCAAGGGAAAAGGGAGUCAGUCUUAUCACUCACCAUGUGAUUGUCUCAAGGAAGCUGUCUGAGGGACCUCCUCCAGGCUCGAGUUCCAGGAUUGAACUGGCACCCGGCCUCCUCACAGGAAGUGACAAGAACUCCAAAGAUUGUUCUCUUCAUCACUUCCUGCAUCUCACAUGUGCCAAUUGUGACUCAAGCUUGGCUUAGGACAGCCCAGGGGAUAAUCAGUUGUUUCUGAUUUGUUACUUGCUAGCAUAUGCCAGUGUAGUGUGGGCGUGUACAUUCCUGGGUAUGUGAUUUUUAAAUCUCCUCCAUCUUGCUUGGUCUAGCAUCCAAAAUUAUGCACACCCACACUACACAGGCAUGUGCUAGUCAAUGACAAAUCAGAAAUAACUAACUGCCCACCUGGGCUGUCCUAAGCCAAGCUUGAGCCGCCAUUAGCAUGUGUGAGGCGCAGGAAAUGAGGUAGAGAACAGCCUCUGGAGUUUGCACACUUCCUGUGGACAGGGCUAGGCGCCAGUUCGUUCUAGGAGCUCGAGCAAGGAGGAGGCCCGCAGGCAGCUUUCCUUCAGAUUGGUCACAUGAGUGAAAGGACUGAUUCCCUUCUCUACCUUAUAUAUAUACCAGUCUUUUAAAGUGAUUUCAAUAUCACAGUUUGGCUGACCAUGAAAGUUUAACGAGACCCCUCAAUAAAUUUCCUGAACUUUCUUGCCUUUCACUCUACUUUCACCUCUCUCAGUCAGUCCUUUUUAAUAGCUAACUUGGCUUAAAGACACAGCUGCUAGAACAGGUGAGUAUAAAACACUUUUUCUCUCUUCUCUUUUCUCCUUAAGUUAAAUUGGAAUUGGGCCUAAGAGAAAAGAAAGGAGAAUUUACAACAGAAUAGACCCUUGGCAGUAGGCAGUAAGGAGAGCCACCUACUGACGAGAGAAAAAGUUACUGGUGACUUAGUAAUUGACUAAAAAAAAAAAGUGGAUGCAGCCCGUACAUGAUUUAUUUAAGAAUUGGCUUGUGAGCUCCAUAACCAAAUUUAUGAAUUUACUAAUAGGUGUUUCUCUAGGAUGGCUCUUCUCAGAGACUUUAUGGCUAUACGUGAUUGCUGCACUCCUCUUCCUUGGGAUUGUAAUUGUUGGAGUUGUAAUAAUAUAUCUGAUUUCCUCUAAGAGAGCCCUGGAAAAUACCUUAUAUAAGAUAGAGACACAAAUACGAUUAUGUCAGUCUCCCCCUCAAGAACAAGCUUCCCAACAAAACCAAACAAUUGUUCCUUUUAUUAAUCAACAAUCUGCAGAACACAAUACUUGGUUUGAGCUUACGGAGGAAAGAUUGGGGGAGCUCAUAGCUUCUAUACAAAGCAUUACAAGAGACUUAAGGGCAUCCUGUAAUAAGAGUGAUUUAUCUCUCCAUUCUCCAUCUUUAUCAGAUUCCCUGUCCCAUUCUGCCUUACGAAAUUUGGUUCCUAGUUCUCAAAUAGCCCUUCCCACUCCUAACCAACCCUCUUCUCCCCCUGCCCCUCCCACUACUAACCAACCUGCUCCUGCCCAUACCUCCUUUCCCGUCCCCUCAUCCCCUCCCCCCACUCAUGCUUUCAUCCCCAACUCCCUUGCCCCGACUACCCCACACACCCUCAACCAUCCCAACCCUUUCCUUUCUCCUACCUAUCCCAUUGAAAAUGGAGCAAGUAGCCUAGAAAUAGGAACACUAGAUAAUUUAUAAAGAAGUUUAUUUCCGUUAGGGGAAGUACCCACCUUUAAUAAAGAUGGGAACUUGGUGUCUGUAAGACACUAUACACCUUUUAAACCCGACGAUUUAGAAAAAUUCAAGCAAAAUGUUCCAUCAUUUGAGGCAGAACCAAUAUUAAUUAUAGAAAAAUUAGAGAAUAUAUUCAGAACCUUUGACCCCUCUUGGUUGAAUGUGGAAAAUUUGUUAGAUACAUUUCUGACAAAGAGAAAAAAUAAUGUCAUCUCUCUAGCUAAUCAGAAAAGAGGUAAAGGAGCACACCAUUGGCCAACUGUAGAUCCACACUGGAACCCCAAUGUUGCACAAGAUCACACAAAACUAGCCCUGGCCAGAGAAGCAUUAUUGAAAGCCAUGAGAGAUUGCUCUGAUAGAUCUGAAACAUGGGAAAAAUUUGAACUGUCCCAGCAGGAAAUUGAUGAGACUCUCUCCUACUUUAUGGACAGACUUUUUGACAUGGGAAAUACAUAUAUGGACCUUGAUUUGACCAGAGAAAGGGACAUUAAACAUAUACGCAGGCAAUUCAUUAAGAAUUGUUGUCCAGUGGUAAAGGACUACUUUAAAACUAGCUGUCCUCAUUGGGACUCUAUGAACCUCGAAGAAGUGAGGAAAGUAGUAACCUAGGUCUAUAAGGGUCAUGCAAAAAAGACCUGAGACUCACAGUAAGUCAGUGAAUGACUUAAGGAAAGAAAUUGAAAGGAUACAGGAACAAUUGAAGAAUAAGGGAGAGACCAUAGCCCCUUUGCAGGAAUCCACAGAUAAAUCAUUAACAUGCUCUUUAAUAUGUUCUUUCUGUGGGAAGAGAGGCCAUGCAAUGAUGGCCUGUAGGAGCUGGCUACAGGAAAAAAGAAAUAAUAACAACUUUAGGAAUAAUAACUAUAGGAACAGUAAUGUCAACCAAAAUAAUGACAGUGCUCCAAAUGCAGAAAAUGAUAAUACCCAACACAAUGCCCAACAACAAUAUAUAAAAAAAUGGAGCUCAACCACGCUUCACUCAGGGUGAAUACCCCCAACAGCGUGGAGGAUCCCAAAAAACUGCCCAAGCAUCUUUAUGAAGGUGUGAAGGGUCAGUGAGGGCCUUGGAAUCAAAGAAUGAAACCUUUGAUUUUCCAGACCCUGAUAUUUUAAUGCCAAUAAUCCCUAAAAAUUCCCCCCAAAUAACAAGGAACCUCAUGUCACUUUAAAGGUGGGAAAUUCAUACUGUGAUUGUCUUUUGGACACUGGAGCAUCUAGGUCAGUUUUGGUAAGCAAAAUAGAUGGAAAAUGUGAUUCUAUUGGCUCUCUAAAUGUAGUAGUUGUAUCAGGAACACUGUUAAAGGUCCCUAAACUUUCUCCUUGCAUGGUAUGCGUGGGACCCCUAACUGUUGAACAUUCUUUUCUUUAAAUGCCUGGAUCCCCCACAAACUUGCUGGGAAGAGAUUUACUAUGUAAAUUACAAGCCACAAUAAUGUGCGCCCCAGAUGGCUCUAUGUCCUUAGAAGUGCCCGAGGAAUCCUUGAAUUUACUACCUGUACUUCUCUCAGAGAGCCAGAAGGCAAAAGAGCCUCCCACCUUUGAAAUACCUACAGAUAUACCAGAGUCUCUUUGGGCCACAUCUUCUUCCGAUGUAGGCUUACUCAAGUCGGGUGUUCCUGUGCAAAUAAAAACUAAAUCCAGCCCACCUCCUUCCAUUCCUCAGUAUCCUCUCUCCAAGAAGGCAACAGAGGGCAUUAACCCAAUAAUAAACUCAUUAAUUGACCAGGGAAUAAUAUUCCCUUGUAAAUCUGAAUUCAACAAGCCCAUCCUGCCUGUUAAAAAACCAAAAAGGGGGCCCAAUGGCAAGCACCUCUAUUUGAGGGCUGUGAACAAUCAUGUUAUAAAGAGAUACUCCGUGGUUUCCAACAUCAAUACUGUUAUUUCCUCUAUUCCUAGCACAGCUACAUACUUUACAGUAGUGGACUUGUGCUGAGCCUUCUUUUCCAUAUCCAUACAUGAGAACUCCAGGCAUAUUUUUGCUUUCACCUGGAAUGGCUCAAAAUUCUCCUGGACCCGUUUGCCACAAGGUUAUGUAGAGAGCUCGAGCUUAUUUGCACAAAUUUUGAGCCAAGAUAUGGAUAAUAUAAAAUUUAAAAACAGCAAAUUAAUAAAAUAUGUAGAUGAUCUACUCUUGGCUUCAACAGAUGCAGAAGAAUGCCAGGAAGAUAGUAAGCCUUCUUUUGGAAUUGCCCAAAAGAGGGCAUAAGAUCUCAAAGGAUAAAGUUUAGUGGUGUCUCCCCAAAGUAGAAUAUUUGGGGUUCAUUCUGACAGCUGGUGCCCAUUCUAUUUCUCCCAAGUGAAUUGAAAAUAUUCAAAAAUUGAGUGCUCCUACCACUUAGAAACAGUUAAGAGCAAUUCUGGGAGCAACAGGAUUUUGCAGACAAUGGAUGCCUUGCUAUGGGGAAAUUACCAAGGCCCUUAUAGCACUAACAAGACAUUUAGUCCCUGAACCACUUAAACUAGAGCCAGAACACCUGUCAGCUCUGUCAGACCUAAAACAGGCUAUCCUGUCUGCCCCUGCUCUAGGCAUCCCAGAUUACAACAAGCCAUUUACUUUGUAUGUACAUGAGCGAAGAGGAGUGGCUUCAGGUGUUUUAACUCAGACUUUGGGGCCUUCUCAGUGUCCAGUUGCCUAUUAUUCAGCCCAGCUGGACCCAAUAGCUUCAGGAGCACCACCAUGUCUUAGAGGCGUGGCUGCUAGAGCUUUACUAGUGACAAAAAUCGUUGAUCUAGUAUUAGGAUGCCCAUUAACAAUUAUGUGCCCACAUGAAGUAGAAACAGUGUUACUAAGAGAGAGAACACAGGCAUUUUCUGAUCAGCGAAUUACAAGGUAUGAAAUAACCUUACUAAACAAUGAAAAUAUUACUCUAAAAUGCUGUACAACCCUUAACCCUUCCACCUUGCUUCCAGAUUUACCAACUUCAGGAGAACCAUAACACAGUUGUGAAACACUAGUGUCCAUGGCAGAAAAGCCUCAAGAUGAUCUCUUGGACACUCCCUUAAAAAACUCAGACCUGGUCUUACUUACUGAUGGUUCUUCUUUUAUGGGAGAUGGCAUACGCUACACUGGAGCUGUUGUAGUCACAGAAUUUGACACUGAGUGGUCAGCUUCACUGCCCUCUAACAUUAGCGCUCAAGGGGCAGAACUCAUAGUUCUGAAACAUGCCUGUAUGAUUGCCAAGGGUAAAAAGGCAACAAGUUAUACAUAUUCUAGAUAUGUUUUUGGCAUUUGUCACUCAGUCGGGAUGCUAUGGCUCCAGAGAGGAUUUUUAACCUCAUCUGGAAAAUCCAUAGCUAAUGCAGAAAUUAUUAAUGAAGUUCUUUCUGUUCUCCAGCUGCCUGAAGCCCUAGCUGUCAUUCAUUGCUCUGCCCAUACAGGUGGCACUGACCCUGUCUCUAAGGGAAAUGACCAAGCAGAUGCUGUUGCAAAGCCAGCAGCCAUAGAAGGGCCUGAAUUACUUUUAACAUUAACAACCACUGAUGACUUAAAUUUAUCACUUUUCUAUAAUGAAAAGGAAGUGGAAAAAUGGAAACAAAAAUUCAAAGCAAAACAAAUUAAUGGAGUAUGGGUGUCACCUAAAGGAAAACCCCUGCUCCCUGGAAGUUUCUAUCACCAAAUUUGCCAAUCUGUUCAUAAAAAUGGCCACUUUGGUACUCAGGGCAUCGUGGACUCUGUUAAGAGAGUAUGGAUUUCCCCUUGUAUAACUACCAUAGCCUCUAAAGUGUGUUCAGCCUGCUCUACCUGCCAGGCAUAUAAUCAACACGACUUUCGUGGCAAAGCUUUUGGUGGGCAUCUUUUGGCUUACACAUCUUUUGAGAACAUACAGAUAGAUUUCAUAACUACGCCAAAGUCUGGAUAUUAUAAAUUUUGUCUAGUCAUAAUAGAUCAACUGACCAGAUGGCCAGAAGCAUUUCUUGCAACCCAAGCCACAGUGGCUUUUGUUGCUAAGGUGCUUUUAAAAGAAAUUAUUCCUCGUUUUGACCUGCCAGCAAAUAUUGAUUCUGAUAGGGGAAGUCAUUUUACUGAUUCUGUUCUAAAUCAGAUAUAUUCUUGCUUGGGGAUAACUCCAAAAUUCCAUAUUCCAUAUCAUCCCCAGAGCUCAGGCCAAGUUGAAAGAAUGAAUAAAGAACUUAAAACUAUGAUUGGCAAAUUAUGCACUGAGACCCAUUUAAAAUUGGCCUGAAAUUCUCCCUCUGGCCCUAUUUUAUCUUAGAAGUAGGCCCAGAGGAGAGCUACACAUCUCAGCAUUUGAGAUGCUUUUUGAACAUCCACCUAUACAGGCUAAGCCUUUCUCCCUGGCAUAUACAUCACUAUUAGGGGGAGAUACUACUAUUGCUUCCUAUAUACAGCAAUUACAGCACAAACUGCAUGAACUACAUGAAUCCGGAGCUUCAGUACAAGCCGGACCACUAGACUUCUCACUUCAUGGCCUGAAUCCAGGAGACAAAGUGUAUAUAAAGAACUUCCAGCGUACUGGAGCAACUCAGUCUUCUUGGGAAGGACCAUUCCAAAUAUUGUUAACUACUCCAACAUCUAUAAAGGUUGGAGAAAAGGACUCUUGGAUUCAUUGCUCACAUGUAAAGAGAGCAUCUUCUAUUGAGACUAAUUGAUUGUAUCCUAUAAAUGCAUUGGAGAUAAUUAUCCAUUGACAAGUGGAACUGUUUUUUUUUAACACAUUGAUUAUUUUCCCCCUUUUCUCUUUUUCCUUUCUUUUGUUAUUUUUUCUUUUAUUAAAAUAUUUUUUCCCUUUUCUCAUUUAUAUGUACUCAAGUACAUACAAUCAAUAUUAAUUUUUCUACAAUAAUAUUAGUUUACAUACAUAUACUUGCUAUAUUAUUAAUACAUACCCAAACAGCUUUAGACUGUGGGAACCUUCCAUUUAUUGAUAAUUGUUAUGGGACUGUGAUUAAUGUUUGUGUCUGAUUCUAGGAAACGGAAUCAAAAAGGAGCACAGAGAUAACCUGAAUAAUACCAAAAGAGCUCACAGGUCAGCAAAUCAAAAACCAAUCCAGGUAGGAUUGAUGCACUUCUAAGCCAAUACUAUGGACUUGUACCACAUGUGGGACUCGAGGUUGCGACGCUUGACAUACGUUAAGACGUAGGCCUUCCUUGUAUCCACACUCUUCGUGAAAAUACUUACAGACAAGUACCAAAGGUUGGCUAUCAUCCUGGCUCCCUCUCUCCCUGAAAAUGAAGGUAAAAUCAGACCAGGGAAUGACACUUCUGUAUUAAAAUAAAAAUCUGGUCCUUUUUUCUCUCCUAUAGUAUGGCAACUUCCUGUAGUCUUGGCUGCAAAUGGGUAAGUGAAAUAUUACUGCAUUCUGUCCCUCAGACUUGUGGGAUUAGAAAUUAAUUAACUGGAUCCUAAUACAGGGGCCUGUGAGAAAUUUAUUCUUGCUUUCUCAAAAUUUUGUAUACAUAGAUUUUUGAUAUUUUGAUACUGAUUUUGAAUUCUUCUUUAAAAUAAAUAUACAUAUAUAAAUGGUUUACAUUUUUCCCUUUUUCUUUUUUUUCUUUUUUUUCAUUUUGUUUUCAUUUUUGUUUUUGUCUUUCUUUUGAAUUAACUCACCCACUCCCAUAACUAAACCUUGCAUCCUCAGCUGGACUGGGUGUUUUUUCAACACUUUCUUCAGGGGGGAAUGUAUUUUCAUAAAAUCCAGGAUUUAAAUUUUGUUCAAGAUAGAUCUUCAGAAAAGAAGCUUGCUAACUAACUGAAUCCAGAGAAUGAACUGUUUGCAGAAAGAUACCUAAACCUUUACACUACAGGAAGAUCCAGAAUGAACCUGGGGGUGUGGUUGAUUGAACAUUUAUUUUGAUUGUACACUCUUAUGCCAAAGGGGACUGCCCCCUAAUUGGCUUUUGUCAAUGCGCCAAGCAAAACAUUGGUCUUACUGUCUCUCUCUCCUCUAUUUUUCUAUUUCCCCUUAUCUACAAGUAUUGUAGUUUUCCUCGUAGAGGGUAAAAUUUUAUAUACACCUGCAGUUAGAAUUUUUUUGGGUGCAGGACGCUUAUGUUUAGUGAUCAAUUGGGGAGACUAGGUCCCCAAUCAUUAUCAUGGGGGAUUGUGAUUUUUAAAUCUCCUCCAUCUUGCUUGGUCUAGCAUCCAAAAUUGUGCACACCCACACUACAUGGGCAUGUACUAGUCAAUGACAAAUCAGAAAUAACUAACUGCCCACCUAGGCUGUCCUAAGCCAAGCUUAAGCCACCAUUGGUACGUGUGAGGAGCAGGAAGUGAGGUAGAGAACAGCCUCUGGAGUUUGAUCACUUCCUGUGGACAGGGCUAGGCGCCAGUUCAUUCUAGGAGCUCGAGCAGGGAGGAGGCCCGCAGGCAGGUUUCCUUUAGAUCGGUCACAGUGAAAGGACUGAUUCCCUUCUCUGCCUUGGCCUUCCAAGGCCUAAACUCCCUCUGUCUCUGCCAGAAGGUUGAGCUAACCUCUUUCCUUGUCCCCUUCUUUCCUUAUCUCCUUCUCCUUCUUUCUUACUCCUGUUGUAAUUAAAAUGCCAUAAAACUCCA